AUGUCGGAAAAGGCCAACACAGAAAAGCCUCCAGAGAGCCCAACGACCGCGCGUGAGCUCGACUUUGACGACGAUAACGAUGCCCCAGCUGCUUCAGCCGCCGAGCAUACUGGAUCACCGCCUCCUGCCUCCAAGUCGCCCAAGCCUGGCGUGCGCUUCAACGAAGAGGCAACUGAGAUCCCUCCCCAGAAGCCCCCCCGGCCCGUCGACCCCCAGGUGCAGGCACAGAAUACGCUGAUCGAAGCUUUCCCCACCGUCGACAGCAAUGUCAUCAAGGCCGUGCUAGUCGCCAGUGGAGGCAAAGUUGAGCCCGCCUUCAAUGCACUGCUGAGCAUGUCGGAUCCCAACUUCAAGGCAGAAGAAGCGCCUCCACCACAGCCACCACGACCCCAGCCCCGCAGUCAGCUCGAGCAGGACGAGAUUUUUGCGCGCCAACUCGCUCAGCACUACGAGAGCCAGGGUGGCUCUGGCCCCCAACGGCCACGACAGCAGGGAACCCGCCAGCGGCAGGGCGAGUCUGAGCGCGAGUACAGCUUCUUCGAUGACGACCUCCCUGAGAUCCGCAAGAACAUUGAGCAAGGCUUCAAGGAGACACAGCAGACAGUUACCAAAUGGAUCAGCAACUUCACAAAGAAGCUCGACGGCGAAAUGGAAGAAUACGAUCGGUACGGUAACCCCCAAUACACGGGCCGAACCGCGCCCCCACAACAGCGACAGAACUUUGGCCCCUCGCAGUCCGAUCAGAUGCACGGUAUCCGCAAGUCAGCCGAGCAGCGGAGGUCGGCAGACCACAACCGUUACGACGCUGACAACCGGGUCAUUGGCGACGACUUUGCCAAGCUGGAACUGCGGGACAAUGACUCAGUGCCCCAGCGAUCCUCGAGUCGCCCUCAUGCUAACCCCGAUCUCUUCAAACCGACACCUGUCUCACCUCCCCAGAGCGGUCCUGUUGACGAGGUUGACGCUCUCUACCGCAACCCAUCACCCAGCAACCCGGGGAGCCAAGGAAAGUCAGGCGGCAAGAAGUGGCAGCCUCUGACAUCUGUAGCGCCGAACCCAGAACCAGAUGAGCAUGAUCCCUUUAGUCUUGGCGAUAGCGACGACGAUGAAAAGGACGCGAAGAAGCAGGACACCAACCCUGCCGAUACCGAGAGACUGAAGAAUGCCGCUCAGAGCAGUGGUGAAGCCCCUCCACCAGGAAAGCUCAAGCCUGCAGAGAGAAGUGGCAGCGUGAGCCAAAAAGACGCUACUGCAGAGGCAUUGCUCAAAGAGGCCAAAUAA
Molecule: messenger RNA, 1281 nt
Organism: Bipolaris zeicola 26-R-13
Lineage: Eukaryota; Fungi; Ascomycota; Dothideomycetes; Pleosporales; Pleosporaceae
Exons: 5
Coding region: 1-1281 (426 amino acids)
Biological process (GO): ubiquitin-dependent protein catabolic process
Cellular component (GO): cytoplasm
Molecular function (GO): ubiquitin binding; ubiquitin conjugating enzyme binding
Source: RefSeq, a predicted model, not a curated record